Messenger RNA from Exophiala xenobiotica, 2418 nucleotides. RefSeq lists its product as uncharacterized. The transcript is spliced from 2 exons. The coding region runs from base 1 to 2127 and encodes 708 amino acids. The record is from RefSeq and is a predicted model, not a curated record. Gene Ontology annotation, biological process: molybdopterin cofactor metabolic process. NCBI's taxonomy places the organism in Eukaryota, Fungi, Ascomycota, Eurotiomycetes, Chaetothyriales, Herpotrichiellaceae. Gene Ontology annotation, molecular function: molybdenum cofactor sulfurtransferase activity.
AUGGCCUUCUCGACCCAAAGAUAUAACGCCCUUAUAGAGGAGAUUCGACCCAUUCAAUACCCUUCUUUACUGAAGACCACCUACCUGGAUCAUGCUGGCACAACCAUUUACGCCAAGUCGGUGAUUGACGCAUACCACCAAGAUUUGACCUCGAACCUCUAUGGCAACCCUCAUUCCGAAUCCCCUGCCUCAUGGCUUGCGACCAAACGAGUCGAAGACGCACGACUUGCUGUGCUUGAAUACUUUAACGCCAAUCCCGACGACUUCGAUGUUGUCUUUACUGCCAAUGCUACGGCUGCAAUCAAAGUUGUGUCCGAUUGCUUCAGAGACCAAGGCUUUUGGUACGGAUAUCACAAAGACUGUCACAACAGUGUCGUUGGAGUGCGAGAGGUUGCGACCGCAGGAUCGCAGUGCUUCACUUCCAGCGCGGAGGUCGAAGAGUGGAUCGAGCAGGGACCAUCCUCAAGCUCACAGGGACUGAAACUUUUUGCUUAUCCAGCCCAAUCCAAUAUGACAGGCUACAGGCCUCCAUACCACUGGUGUCGACAGGUCCGUGGUGGGGACAAGAAUAGCCAGCAAUCCACCUUUGUGCUGCUCGAUGCUGCUUCUUACCUGACCUCCGGUCGCCUGGACCUCAGCAACGCCGACCAUGCCCCGGACUUUGUGGCCAUGUCUUUCUAUAAGAUUUUUGGAUAUCCUGAUCUGGGAGCUUUACUGGUAAAAAGAACUGCGCGAUCUGUACUUGCUCAAAGGAAAUACUUCGCCGGAGGGACAGUCGAUAUGGUCACUGUCAUCGGUGGUGCUUUCCAUGCAUUCAAAAGGUCAAACCUCCAUGACUUUCUCGAGGAUGGGACAGUCCCCUUUCACAACAUUGUCGCUCUGAGGCAUGCGAUUAGCUUCCAUAGCCGGCUUUUUGGGAGCGGGAACAACAUAUCCAAGCACACGGCAUACCUUUCCAAGUUGGUAUACGAUGAGCUGAGCCAGCUCAGACACGCAAAUGGCCAAUCGGUGAUUGAAGUGUACAAAGACCCACAAGCUACCUACGGAGACCCGGCAACACAAGGACCAAUCAUUGCCUUCAGUGUCAAGCAUCCUGAUGGGAAUAUCCUUGGGAGAAGCCAUUUCGAGGAGUUGGCGAUCGAAUGUGGCCUUCAGCUCAGAACAGGCGGAGUGUGUAAUCCCGGGGGCAUCGGCUCCAUGUUGCAGUUGAAGAAUUGGGAGAUGAGGCGAAACUUCGAAGAAGGUGCCCGUUGUGGAGAUGGGUUCGAUACCAUCGGCGCCAAGCCGACGGGGAUCAUUCGAGUCAGCCUGGGUCCAAUGUCUACUCAAGGGGAUGUGAGACGAUUUGCAGCGUUCGUCAAAAUGUUCUUUGUUGACAAAGGCGCUCAGUCCUCGCCGAGCAGUCCUCCAGCAAGCACAAGCAUUUCAGCAGUGGAAGGCUGCCCUGUCUUUCCCGUGCGUCCAUCCGAACAGGCCGCUUACCAAGUUUGGGACCGGCGUUGGUGCGUCAUUGAAGAAAGGUCUGGCACUCCGGUUAAGGAGCUCGAGCAUCUGAAGGCCGAGAUCGAUGUCCACACAGAAGAGCUGAUCUUGAGCCACCUCGAACGUCGCCUAGCUCUCAGCCUGUGGGAUGUGCCUGAAGCCCCCGACAAGCGGCUGAGCACACCAGUGAAACGUAUCUAUGACAUCUACGACAACCCAGCAGUCAACACCUGGUUGUCCGAACAGCUCGGCUGCCAGUGUGUAUUGGCACAUUAUCGGCCACAAGACCCCGCUCUUUCACCCGAAGCGACAACAUGCGCUGUGUCAUGGUGUGCACAAGAACGCGCAGAUAAGGACGACCUACGAGACCACUAUAAGUCGCAUGCGCAGGCGUUCAUGGACGCUCAUCCAUUCACCACAACUGGCCCCGUCGUUAGGAAAAAUGCAGGCAGGAGUCGAUCGGUUAGAUUCAUAGACCUGUUCAAACGGACCAGGACACGGCCAUCCAUGCGUACUAGUAUCGCUUUGGCAGAAAAGCAAAUGCUUACGCCGCCGUCCCAAGUCACCUUGUCCUCGGACUUUGCGAACUUGCACUUCCAAAAAGUCUCGCAGAUAACUGUUACUAGUGUUGAGCAGGUCCGCUGAGAGUGGAUGAAGCACGUGGAAGCUUCGGAGGGACAUUUCAGCUCUAUUCGUCGUAUAUUGGAAGGAGUCGAGUGGUCGGUGUCGUUGCAAUUGAGCUGGGACGGAGAUGUGCUUUGUGGUUGACGUUUGAUGGCUGACAGGCAAGGACUUGCCGGCGCCUGAAUCAACAGAGCAGCGUCUUUGGACAAGGCUUUACUUCCCGUAGUGCUCAUGGAAUGCUCGAAGUGCUCUGGUGGAGGAUCACACGGUUGCUUGGGCGUCAGGUCCUCUGGACGUUUCCCCAGAGCGUGA